Molecule: messenger RNA, 1356 nt
Organism: Phyllotreta striolata
Lineage: Eukaryota; Metazoa; Arthropoda; Insecta; Coleoptera; Chrysomelidae
Source: the annotation of a GenBank genome assembly
AUGUGUUACCAACCAGCAUCUCAAUUAGCUUUUCUACCAAUGGAUGAGGAUUGUUUGAACCUGAACGUUUACACUCCGGUAAAGCCAGGAAGCAAUGAAAAAUUGCCAGUUCUUCUGUCGAUUCAUGGUGGAGCAUACAAAACUGGAAGUGGAGCCUUCAGUUAUUUUGGACCAAAAUACCAGAUAGACUAUGGAAUAGUAAUCGUAACAAUCAAUUACCGUCUUUCGGCUUUCGGUUUUUUGGGAACAGAAGAUGGUGUGAUACCUUCUAACGUGGGGUUAGAAGACCAAAGGCUCGCUAUGAAAUGGGUGAAGAAAAACAUUGAACAAUUCGGUGGUGACAGUAAUCAUGUUGUAAUAGCUGGAGAAAGUGCAGGAUCUGCUUCAGUUGGGGAACAUCUUUUAGGUUCUUGGAAUGGUGAAGAGCCGCUAUUUCAUGGUGCAAUUAUGCAAAGCGGUUCUCCUCUUGCUCGUUGGACGUCGCCAAGAAAUUUAACACAAAUUGCGGUAAAUUUGGCGCAGAACAUUGAUCCGAGUUUUUCGCCUAAAAAUACCACUGACUUGUUAAAAUUUUUGCAAAAAGUGGACCCUCAAGAUAUAGCAAAUAACCCUAUUAAUGAUUUGAGCCUCGAUGUACCAGGACCCGUCGGAAACCUUCAAAUGUUGUUGCAAGGAGAUUACAAAAACGUGCCGGUGUUAAUUGGAUUUAAUUCGGAAGAAUCAUUAUUCUUUAGGAGUAUGUAUAAUAAAAGUUAUAUAGAAUAUUACGAUAAUGAACCAAUUUUGACGAGCAUGAACAUGUCGCCUACCAACAGAACUAUUGCAGGAAAAAAAUUAAAAGAAGUUUACACGGAUAAAAAAUUCGCAGAUGAUUUUGGAGCGUUUUUACAAUAUCAAACUGACGUGUUUUUUACAAAUUCAAUAUUUAAAACUGCAGAAAUUGGAUGUCGCAAUAAUUCUUACUACUUGUAUGAAUUUUCGUACAAAGGAAAAUUAGGAGGAUCGAUGGAUGUUCCACAUUACAAUAAAGCCGGUUUAGUUAUGCACGCAGAAGAUCUUCCUUACAUGUGGGAACAAGCGGGAAGAAACAGUGACUUGAGCAAAUUUCCGGAUGCUGAUCUGUUAACAAUGCACCGAAUCCUUAAAAUGUGGACCAAUUUUGUUAAACAUUUCAAUCCAACUCCAAAGCCUGAUCCACUUCUAGGUAAUGUGACUUGGCAACCAACUGAACCUUCAAGUUUAAGAUAUUUAAAUAUUAAUUCCACGUUACAAAUGCAUACUAACCCGAGAGCGUACAAGAAAACAAAGGAAAUUUUGGAAAGUUACAUGGAAACCCCUUUCAAUUUUUUUGAUUAA